This is a messenger RNA of Insectozyma verbasci, 507 nucleotides long. The record is from the annotation of a GenBank genome assembly. Lineage: Eukaryota; Fungi; Ascomycota; Pichiomycetes; Serinales; Debaryomycetaceae.
AUGAUAUCUAGAUCAAUAAAAACAACAUCUAUAAAAUCAUCAAUACCAAAAAUAACAACAUUUAAAAGAUACAACUCAUCACAUAAUCAUGACGACCACCACCAUCAUCAAUCAGAAGCAAAAGCAAUUCAAAUAACAUUUGCCAAAAUUUUUCUGAUUGCUGCUUUACUUGGUGGUUUCUUAGUCUACAAGAAUAAGGAUAAUACAGAAUUGCCUAUUUUACAAUCUCAAUUAAUUGAUUAUCAAUUAGAUGGAACUCGUGUGAAAUUAAGAGAUGAAAAUUUUAACAAGAAAUAUGAUGUUGGAUUUACUAGAGUUUUUGCUUUAGAUAAUGGUGGUAUUGGACAAACUAUUAGAAAAAAUAAAGUUGAUAUACCUAUGAACUAUAAUUUAAUACCUGCUCAUUCUCCAUUUGGUAAAAAUUUCGGUCAAGGUAUAAAAUUAAAUGAAUUGGGUCCAAGAAGAGAAAGAUUAAGAAAAUUUGCACCAUUGGAGAGUGAAAACUAA